Molecule: messenger RNA, 2478 nt
Organism: Odocoileus virginianus texanus
Lineage: Eukaryota; Metazoa; Chordata; Mammalia; Artiodactyla; Cervidae
Gene: TOM1
Product: target of myb1 membrane trafficking protein
Biological process (GO): signal transduction
Cellular component (GO): endosome; membrane
Molecular function (GO): ubiquitin binding; phosphatidylinositol binding; clathrin binding
Source: RefSeq, a predicted model, not a curated record
GGUCAUCGCCCUCCGCCUCAGGGCGCCAACACUCCACGUCCGGGGCGGGGGUUGCGGCUGGGCUCCAGACUCCCUCUGCCCCGCCCCAGCCGCGCCUCCCCGAGGACGGUCCAGCGCAUCACGUGACGGGUCCGCGGCGCUGGCGGUUGCUGUCAGCUGAUUCCCCGGCUUGGUGGCAGCAGCAACAGUGGCGAUGGACUUUCUCCUGGGGAACCCGUUCAGCUCUCCGGUGGGACAGCGCAUCGAGAAAGCCACGGAUGGCUCCCUGCAGAGCGAGGACUGGGCGCUCAACAUGGAGAUCUGUGACAUCAUCAAUGAGACUGAGGAAGGUCCCAAAGAUGCCUUCCGAGCCGUGAAGAAGAGAAUCGUGGGGAACAAGAACUUCCACGAGGUGAUGUUAGCUCUCACGGUCUUGGAAACCUGCGUCAAGAACUGUGGGCACCGCUUCCACGUGCUGGUGGCCAGCCAGGACUUUGUGGAGGGUGUGCUAGUGAGGACCAUCCUGCCCAAAAACAACCCGCCCACCAUCGUGCACGACAAGGUGCUUACCCUCAUCCAGUCCUGGGCUGACGCGUUCCGCAGCUCGCCCGACUUGACUGGUGUGGUGGCUGUCUACGAGGAUCUGCGGAGGAAGGGCCUGGAGUUCCCCAUGACUGACCUGGACAUGCUGUCGCCCAUCCACACGCCCCAGAGGACCGUGUUCAACUCAGAGACACAGUCAGGACAGAAUUCCAUGGGCACUGACACCAGCCAUCGAGGGGACUCCAACCAACACACCACACCCCUGCCCACCUCGGCCCUACUCCCCAGCGACACACCCAUAACGCCGACCCCUGAGCAGAUUGGGAAGCUUCGCAGCGAGCUGGAGAUGGUGAGCGGAAAUGUGAGGGUGAUGUCAGAGAUGCUGACGGAGCUGGUGCCCACCCAGACAGAGCCAGCGGACCUGGAGCUACUACAGGAGCUCAACCGGACGUGCCGCGCAAUGCAGCAGCGGGUCCUGGAGCUCAUCCCCCGCAUUGCCAACGAGCAGCUUACCGAGGAGCUGCUCAUCGUCAAUGACAAUCUCAACAACGUCUUCCUGCGCCACGAACGGUUUGAACGCCUCCGAACAGGCCAGACCACCAAGGCCCCAGGUGAGGCCGAGGCGGCCCCUGACCUGAUCGACAUGGGCCCUGACCCUGUAGCCGCCGGCAGCCUCUCGUCCCAGCUGGCAGAAAUGAACCUGGGCUCCAGCAGCGUGAGGGCUGGCCUGCAGUCUCUGGAGGCCUCUGGCCGGCUGGAAGACGAGUUUGACAUGUUUGCGCUAACACGGGGCAGCUCACUGGCUGACCAACGCAAAGAGGUAAAAUAUGAAGCCCCUCAAGCAACAGAUGGCCUGGCUGGAGCCCUGGAUGCCCGGCAGCAGAGCACUGGAGCGAUGGGAGGCGGCAGUGAGAAGAGCCUCAGUGACUGGAUGGUGAGACAAGGCAUGAUCCCUGUCACCCAGGCCUGCCUCAUGGAGGACAUCGAGAAGUGGCUGUCCACAGACGUGGGGAAUGACGUGGAGGAGCCCAAAGGCGUCACCAGUGAAGAAUUCGACAAGUUCCUGGAAGAACGUGCCAAAGUGGCCGAUCGUUUGCCCAACCUCUCCAGUCCCUCCACCGAGGGGCCCCCAGGCCCCCCACCUGGCAGUGCCCCGAGAAAGAAGACCCAGGAGAAAGACGACGACAUGCUGUUUGCCUUAUGAGUGUGGGGCCUGGCGCCCUGCUGCCCGAGCCCCGGCUGCUCCCACAUCCCGUGGCGGGGGCCUGUCCCUCCUUUGGUGUUAAGGCUGCUUGGGGGUGGCUUGUCACAUGCGUCCUUCUCUUCACCUUGAGGUUGGGGCCGUGCUGCCUGGGAGUGUGGGAGGCAGCUGGAUGAACUAGGGGAGUGAGUCAGUUCUACUUUGGGGCCCUGGACACUCAUGCCUCCCCUCCCACCCCCACCAACCACUGCGACUUUGCUGAGGACAGGAAGGCCCCGGGCUGGAGAGGCUGGUCGCUUGGUGGCCCAACGUGACUCCCCUUGUCCUGGGUGAUCCCCUCCCAGGACCCGCCCCCAGAGGAGCCCUCUUCAGAGCCCACAUGGCCUGUCGAAGCCUGGCCAGAGGCUAGAGACAGCAGAAGUCUGUCGCAGCUUCAGGCCCAUUCCCCAGUGCCUGCCUUGGAGCCUGAAGGGUUGGCCAGCUGCUGAAGGCAGGGCCUGUGGCUCUCUACUGAGAGCGCACUGUCCAGAUAAGCUGCAUGUGAUGGGGGGAGACCUCACCAGCCCCAGGCCGCCAGGGGACUUCCGGCAAUGCCUGUGGCUCCUGGGACCCCUGUGACCUCCACUGCCUUGCCCUCCUUCUUCUGUUCCUCCCUUGCAGGGCUCCGCUGGGCACUGGGCCCCCACCUGUCAGUUGAUCCUCUUGACUGGGAGAGGUGCCUUUCGUAUCCCCAAUAAAGGUAGAAGAGCACCCUA